Messenger RNA from Guillardia theta CCMP2712, 1711 nucleotides. RefSeq lists its product as hypothetical. Bases 1 to 1596 code for a protein of 531 amino acids. Gene Ontology annotation, molecular function: GTPase activator activity. Gene Ontology annotation, cellular component: endoplasmic reticulum membrane. The transcript is spliced from 16 exons. Gene Ontology annotation, biological process: positive regulation of GTPase activity; endoplasmic reticulum to Golgi vesicle-mediated transport. The record is from RefSeq and is a predicted model, not a curated record. NCBI's taxonomy places the organism in Eukaryota, Cryptophyceae, Pyrenomonadales, Geminigeraceae.
AUGAGCCUCGAGCUCCAGUCUCUCCCCGGCGCACGGCAGGUGCAGAGGAUCCUGAUAGGACGGAACGAGAAGAGGAGGGUCGGCUACAUCAACCUGCUGCUCCAGUCGCCAUCCCCGGAUGUCGACGAGCUGCGGUACAUGGGCGUUCAUGGAGGGUUUCACGACAAUGGCACGAGGAGAAAAGUCUGGCCGAUGCUUGUUGGUCUAUCGCACGAAGAUGGAGGAGGAGGAGGAGGCGGAGGAGGAGGCGGAGGCGGAGGAGGAGGAGGAGGAGGAGGAGGAGACGAAAAGCCAGGUGUGGAGUUGGAAGGCGAUGGAGAAGCGGGAGCAGAGGGAAAGGGAUCCGCACACGGGAGCGUGAGCGAACAGGAUGAAGCAUGCUCGAGCAACGUCUGCCCGGACCCUCUCCCUUCCGAGGAGAAGCACAGAUACUACGAGCAGAUCGAACUUGAUGUCACUAGAUCAGCAACACACCUCGGUACUUGGCAUCCAAGGAAGCUGGGAGAGAGGGGAGGCAGGGGAGGCAGGGGAGGCAGGGGAGGCAGGGGAUGCAGGGAGGCAGGGGAGGCAGGGGAGGCAGGGGAGGCAGGGGAGGCAGGGGAGGCAGGGGAGGCAGGGGAGGCAGGGGAGGCAGGGGAGGGAGAAAGGGAGGGAGGAAGAAAAGUCUUGUCUCUGCCUGCCUUCCUGCCUGCCUUGGAAAACACACAGUUCCAUUACUAUCAGGGCUUCCAUGACCUAGCCUCUAUCAUCUUGCAUGCGUUUGACGACGUGGAGAUGUCGAAGCAAGUGAUCUUCAGAGUCAUGAAGCUGUUCUUGAAGGAGGCCAUGGGCGAGGACUUGAGCAUAGCCAACGACGCGCUCUCGCUGCUCGUCCACCUCAUCGAACGAGAUGACCGCGUCCUCGCGCAGACUCUGUGCAAGGACGGAGUUGGCCCGCAGUUUGCGUUGAGUUGGCUUCUCACUUGGUUCUCCCACGACGUCCGCAACGCCCACCAGGUCGAGAGUCCUUGCAACGACCUGUCAAAAUUCCCUACCUGUCAAAAUUCCGCUAACAGAGCAGAGCGACAGGCUUUCAGGCUCUUCGACUCCUUCCUCUCCUCGCACCCCCUCCUGCCUCUCUACACCGCUGCCGCCAUCAUCAAGUUCCGAAGUGACGUCAUCCUGGACCCGGCCCAUGAUUACGCCGAGGUCCACAUGCUAAUGCAGAAACUUCCGGACGAUCUCCCACUGGACGUCAUCAUUGCGCAAGCGUCCAGGUCGUUCACCAAGUAUCCUCCAUCACGAGCUGUCGCUGCGCUCGCCCUCCAGCAAGAGGCGAGCAGCCUGCGGAUGCGCUUGUCCCGAUCUCGCUCAUGGCUGUCCCUCCCGCUGGUGCUGAGCAGGAAGGGGACGAGGAGGAAGCGAGAGCCGGAGGAGGAGAGGCGGGGGAUCUCGGCCAUGUCGCAGGAGAUGUUUGUCGUCCCCUCCAGGAGAAGCACAGCUGGCGACGCUGAGUCGAUGUGGGAGACCAAGAAGCGAAUAACGAGCAUGUCGGCCGCUAUCAGCGUCUUCAUGUUCCUUGUGGUUUCUCGCAUCAACGAAUACUUUUACGGAUAAGAGGAGGCGAAGGACCGAAGAAACUCUCCUGCUCUCCUGCUCUCCUGCUCUCCUGCUAACUUUAUUUACAUCCAGCCCUCUCAUCUUUUGUUAUUUACACAAAUCCUGAAUCCUC